Molecule: messenger RNA, 1455 nt
Organism: Danio aesculapii
Lineage: Eukaryota; Metazoa; Chordata; Actinopteri; Cypriniformes; Danionidae
Gene: sumo3a
Product: small ubiquitin like modifier 3a
Exons: 4
Coding region: 108-392 (94 amino acids)
Biological process (GO): protein sumoylation
Cellular component (GO): nucleus
Molecular function (GO): protein tag activity; ubiquitin-like protein ligase binding
Source: RefSeq, a predicted model, not a curated record
UAGGUAAAGGAAAGCGCGUCCCCGUCCGCAGCUGUGUUGCUCUACAGUGUGGAGAGCGCGUCUUGUGUUCUAAUCUAUUUCCGUAAUACAGACAGACACCUGCAAAAAUGUCCGAAGACAAGCCUAAGGAGGGAGUGAAAACGGAAAACGACCACAUCAAUCUGAAAGUGGCGGGGCAGGAUGGCUCAGUCGUCCAGUUCAAAAUUAAAAGGCACACGCCACUCAGUAAAUUAAUGAAAGCAUACUGCGAGAGACAGGGGUUGUCAAUAAGACAGAUUAGAUUUAGAUUUGAUGGACAACCGAUUAACGAGACAGACACACCGGCGCAGCUCGAGAUGGAGGACGAGGACACGAUUGACGUAUUUCAGCAACAAACCGGCGGCUCCUGCUAAAACUCCACACCACCCAGAACCCCCCCCCCCACACUUAUCUAUUUUAUUCCUCAUGAUGUUUCGUUCAGAUGCUUUCACAUCGUUUCCCCUUCUCUUUCUCUCUUUGUCUCUCUUGUCAUCAUUAGAGUGGGCAUCACAAUACGUGUUUCCAGUAAUAUUUAUAUACGCAAUGUUUAAACAGUUCCUAUGGUGGGAGAGCAAACAUCGAGCAGACCAUGAAGGGUGUAGUUCUUCACAUUGUCCACCACACAUCCCGGCAGGCUUUUUUAUUAUUUGUUAUGUUGCGCAGAAUCAAUGGCCAAUCACAUCAGGGAAGUGCAAACCCCUCCUCAGUGUAUUUGCCCAAUAAAAUUGAGGAAACAUGGUUAUUUUUUAUUUUUAUUUUCACCUUUCAAUUCUUAAGAGCUUUAAGGUAGGAACUCCGAUGCUAUUUGCCUGUAUGUGUUGUAGAAAUAUGUUCGACCAGUGUUGUAUUCAUCUGCCUUUUAAAAUGGGGCCGCUUCUUGUAUGAGCUCACUGUAGGGACGGGUUCUGUGGCCGUCUUAUUGGUCACUUAAAAUGAAGAGACUUGACUACGACACAAUUUGACAGCGACCCCCAACACCUUUUCUGGACCAAACCCCAAAGAUGGUACUCGAUCUGUUGAUAAGAGCAGGAUUACACCAACUAGUUCUAACUUUUUAAAUGUGUGUAGAAAUAUCCAUUUAUCAUUCCUGUUUCCACUUUCGUGUUGGUUGAGGAGACUGGAAUGACUUAAAGACCAAUACAUGUUUUGUUUUUCACCCCAAACUUUUUUUAAAAAUCCCCCAAACUAUGAGCAGAAAAGGGAAUCCUUUCAGGCUUUGAGGAAACGUUUCAGUCUUGGCUCGCAGGGCUGGUCUGAUACCUUUUAACAUCUCUAGCCUUCCUGCUGUUGUUCAUAUGGUUGAAAGGGAGAGAGGGUUUUAAAGGUUGACUCAAAGAUUUCCAGAUGUUGGCAUCCUUCUGUACUGAUAUGUACAUUUUUUUUUUGUUUUGUUGUUGUCCUUUACUACUGUAAACAAUAAAUAUAGUUUGGUACUCA